CGAGGCAGUUUUCAUUGCCUGCAAACCGUUUCAUGACGCCAAGCACCUUCGAGAAGGCAGAUGACGUUCCCCGGAAAACCCUAAACCUCUCUAUAAUCAACGACUCACCACAUGUAACUCAUUGAUCAUUUCAGCGUUGUAUAACAUUCUUCUACAAGGCGUCACAAGCUUUGAGCUCGAAAUGGGCAGAUUGAGCUGGAUUAGGCUUCCGUCAAGAUCAUUUGUUCAUAAUAUUUUGUCUCCGCAUAGAGUUGUUGCUGAAUCAGCCGUUAGAAGCACAAUUUUGCGCUGCCCUAGGAAAUUCCAACGAGCAUUGUCGCAGAGUAGAUCUAUGUACAGUUGCAAUGUUAUUGGUAUGGCAGCAAGUUUUGCAACUGGUGAAUGUCCCUCAUCAAGGCAUUUUAUACACUCUACAGGAGUUUGUCACUCUAUGGAAAAAGAUUAUUAUGAUCUCUUAGGAGUUUCUAAAGGCGCCAGCCCAGAAGAGAUUAAAAAGGCUUUUCAUGUGCUUGCAAAAAAAUACCAUCCAGAUGCCAAUAAGAAUAAUCCAUCUGCAAAGAGGAAGUUUGUAGAAAUAAGAGAUGCAUAUGAGACUCUGCGAGAUCCUGACAAGAAAAGACAAUAUGACAUGGCAAAGGAACAUUCACAAAAAACUGAAGAUUCAAACUUUGGCUAUGGGAGUGCGGAAGGAUUUAGAUACAGCGGAAACUUCAAUGAUUUCUCUCAUUCUUUCCAAAAAAUAUUUUCUGAGAUAUUUGAAAAUGAGACAGAAGCUUUCUCAGAUGAUAUUCAGGUGGAGCUUUCUAUUUCUUUUAGUGAAGCUGCUAAAGGAUGCACAAAGAAUUUGUCAUUUGAUGCAGAUGUCCCCUGUGAUUUAUGUUGUGGGCAUGGCUACCCACUGAAUGCAAAGCCAAGAGUCUGUCCAACAUGCCAAGGCCUUGGGCGAGUUACUGUCCCCCCAUUCACGGCAACAUGUAGCACUUGUAAAGGAUCUGGAAGAACCAUUAAGGAAACUUGUAAGGAAUGUAAAGGAUCUGGAGUUGUUGGAGGUGUUAAAGAUGUUAAAGUAACCAUACCACCAGGUAUGGAUUCUGGCGAUACUAUCCGUGUACCGAGAGCCGGGCAUGCGGGGAAGCGAGGGAUGCAACCAGGAAACCUAUUUAUAAAGCUGAAGGUUAAUGCAGAUUCUGUUUUUGACAGAGAUGGUGCUGACAUUUAUGUUGAUGCUAAUAUCAGUUUUACACAAGCUAUUCUUGGUGGUACGGUUGAUGUACCAACUUUAUCCGGGACAACAUCAGUGAAGAUACCAAAAGGCGUUCAGCCUGGGCAGCUGUUGGUACUUAGAGGGAAAGGCUUACCAAGGAGUGGCUUUAUUGUCGAUCACGGAGAUCAGUAUGUAAGGUUCCGCAUAAAAUUUCCAACAAACUUAAAUGAUAAACAACGGGAGAUUAUUGAAGAAUUUGCCAAGGAGGAAAUUAUGUACGGAGAUAACAUGUAUCCACAACAAAAUUGGCUUGAUCAGCAGGUAUGUUCUGGUUGAACUUACAGGUGGAAUCAGGUGCUGGAGAAAUAUGCAGUCGAACUCUCACUUCUGGCCUUCCUUCUGCUGCUUUACACAAUCCUGUAAUAUUGGAAUGGAGUUAAAAAGACCACAGAUUGAAAGAUAGUGGUCUUUCCUCAACCUCAAAAGUUUUUACUUGCUCUUCCAUUACCUGGUAAAUAAACAUUUGCUAUACAUAGAUUACAGGUCGUCCAUCUCUCCCAUGACAGCUUCCUUAUCGGGUCUAGAAACGUUUUUCUUUUUUAAUUUUAUUUGUAAUUUCCUACCCAAUACAGCUAGCAGGUGGUAAAUGGCGAUUUUAUUUACUGUUUUGGUCUUGUAAGUUGUCAGUUUUUACGCAGUUUUGUAAAGUUAGCAGUAUUGUCCACAAAAUAUGUGAAGUGGUAGCAUCUCCGCAGCAGAUACCAGAUGAGAACCGAGUAGGAUGUAUAAAGAAAAGGGAUCGUUCCACAUAUCCUUGUCGGGUAGGAUAAGCAUACACUAAAUGAAUGGGAGAGCAUUGGCUGGUGACGACAUAGAUGAUCUUAUCUUAACCGAUGUGGAAAGAUGAUUCUUGUGGCAUGUUAAAAUCACGUUUUCAUUGUCGUUCUUCAAUGUAAACAGUAUGCUAGAUAAUGAGAGAAUUAAUAAAUUCGGAGUAUUUUAUUUUAUAGGUUACCAUUUAAUGAUCUCAUAUCGUAC
This is a messenger RNA of Cuscuta epithymum, 2242 nucleotides long. Lineage: Eukaryota; Viridiplantae; Streptophyta; Magnoliopsida; Solanales; Convolvulaceae. The record is from the annotation of a GenBank genome assembly.